AUGGGGCUCAGGGAACUGGAAAGAACACCUUCCCAGGCUGAUUACGAGCUGCGACACUCAAGUAGGAGCCGGAUUGAUACUACAACCAUGUGCUAUAAAUGUACAAGUUAUCAACUUGGGUAUUGCUACGGAGUCAUGGAUUUCUGCAUCCUGAAUUAUAGACAAUCCUGUGCUACAGAAAACAUUUAUUUACUCACAGAGAAAGGGCAAAGCAUGUAUUAUUACUCCAAACUGUCCUGUAGGUCCAACUGCGAGAACAUCAUCUUCCUGGAUUUUAACAAAAAGACGGAGGUCCUCUGUUGUAAACAUAGUAACUAUUGCAACCUUCCCGAGGGCCUCUAG
Cavia porcellus (domestic guinea pig) is the source of this 342-nucleotide messenger RNA. RefSeq names its product prostate and testis expressed 2 (gene Pate2). The transcript is spliced from 3 exons. The record is from RefSeq and is a predicted model, not a curated record. Bases 1 to 342 code for a protein of 113 amino acids. Lineage: Eukaryota; Metazoa; Chordata; Mammalia; Rodentia; Caviidae.